AUGGCUGGUCUAACUCCGGCUGAGGAUCGCCCAGAGAUUGCCUUCUUCGACGUCGAGACGACAAUUCCGUUUAGACCUGGCCAAAGGUUUGAGAUUCUGGAGUUUGGAGCGAUCCUCGUUUGCCCCAAGAAGCUAGUGGAGCUUCGAAGUUACUCAGCUCUGGUUCGACCCCCAUGUCUCAGCGACAUCACGCCUCGGUCGAUUGAAUGCAAUGGCAUCACUCGAGAGGACGUCAAAUCGAAACCUCCGUUUGCAGCUAUCGCCGAUAACGUCUACGAUAUUCUCCAUGGAAGGAUAUGGGCAGGUCACAACAUAUUGAGGUUUGAUAUUCCAAGGAUAAGAGAAGCAUUUGCAGAGAUUGGACGAGAACCGCCACAGGCGAAGGGCACCAUUGAUUCGUUGGUGCUGCUUACUAAAAAGUUUGGGAGGAGAGCUGGUGAUAUGAAGAUGGCGUCAUUGGCUGCAUACUUUGGGCUUGGAAAUCAGACGCAUAGGAGCCUGGACGAUGUCAGGAUGAAUUUCGAGGUUCUCAAGUACUGUGCCACUGUUUUGCUCUUGGAGUCAAGUCUGCCAGAUGAACUUACAGAGACCUCGGUUACUACCACUACGCCAGAAACAAAUUCAAGAAGGCGUAGGAAUAUCAAAACAUCUCCUCCGCAAUCUCCGGUUGAUCAACAGACACAGGAGAACGCUAUUCUAUCAUUCGUUUCACCCGUAGAGCCUCAGCCGGAUCCGUUUGAUCUGAGCGCUAUAAGGAAAAUGAUAGCCCCCGAGCUUCUUAAUCCUUAUACCCUUGAAGGAACCGAUGCACUGGAUUUCUUGUAUCCCCCAGAAAUAUCUAUUCCAAGUAUCAAAGCUGUUCAAGUCCCGCUUUAUCAAGGGAGCCAGAGAACGAAGCUUCAGCUCUUCCAUGGGGAUAGGCUUCUUCAGCUCUAUUGUCCUCAUCUGAAAGUAGUGUAUGGAUUCAAUGGGAAAUUUCUGGAUAGUGCUGGGAGACGGAAGAUGAACUUUGUGAUUGAAUUGUCUAGUGAGCUCUGCGACGUAUUGCAAGAAUGCGACAGGGCUGCAAAGACAAUGUCUGCUGAUUCAGGCAGCGGUUCUGAGUGGAACUCAGUGAUAAUUCCGACGAGGGGAUCUCUGGACCCUCAUACCGCAAGGAUACAUAUACCGGCAGAGUUGAAUGGAGAUGUAGAGCGGUAUGCAACUGAGGUACACCAGAGAGAGUUCUCUGAAGGUGCUACUAUCCAGAAACUCGUCUCAAGCAAGCCAAGCGCUGAGGAGCUUGAGUCUUUCGUGAACCGAAGAAAUAUUGUCGGCGCUUAUUUGUCCCUGGAGGCGUAUGAUUAUCAGCAGAGAGCUGGAAUCCGUCUGGUUGCUAAAAAGCUUAUUAUAUAUAAGAAUACCUUAAUCAAGUUCACCGGAGACGGUGAAUAG
This is a messenger RNA of Thlaspi arvense, 1434 nucleotides long. The record is from the annotation of a GenBank genome assembly. Lineage: Eukaryota; Viridiplantae; Streptophyta; Magnoliopsida; Brassicales; Brassicaceae.